This is a messenger RNA of Colossoma macropomum (tambaqui), 3040 nucleotides long. Its product is annotated as trypsin-3-like. NCBI's taxonomy places the organism in Eukaryota, Metazoa, Chordata, Actinopteri, Characiformes, Serrasalmidae. Gene Ontology annotation, molecular function: serine-type endopeptidase activity. The transcript has 5 exons. The record is from RefSeq and is a predicted model, not a curated record. Gene Ontology annotation, biological process: proteolysis. Bases 36 to 659 code for a protein of 207 amino acids.
GGCAGAGCUUUUUAGCUGAUCAUCCAGUAGUUACUAUGAUCAUGAAGUGCAUCAUUUUGCUGGCUCUCUUUGCUGAGGCAUUCACUGUCCCUUUUGAAGACAAUGAGAAGAUCGUUGGAGGAUACGAGUGCCCAGCACACUCAGUGCCCUACCAGGCGUCUCUGUUUGUUGGGUAUUACUUUUGCAGAGGCUCUCUGAUCAGCAGCUUGUGGGUCCUGUCUGCUGCCCAUUGCUACCAGUCGUCAAUCCAGGUGCAUCUGGGUAAGUACAACAUUAAUAGCAACGAGGGCACUGAGCAGUUCAUCUCUUCCUCCAAGGUCUUCAGGCACCCCAGUUACAACAGCAACACCCUCAACAACGACAUCAUGCUUAUCAAGCUGAGCUCAGCUGCCACUAUCAACAGCUAUGUGAGCCCUGUGUCCUUGCCUAGCAGCUUUCCCUCUGCUGGUACCAGGUGCCUGGUCUCUGGAUGGGGAAACACUCUCAGCAGUGGCACAAGCUACCCUUCCACUCUGAGAUGCCUGGAUGUCCCUAUCCUGAGUGAUAGCACUUGCAAAAGUGCCUACCCUGUUCAGAUCACCUCCAACAUGUUCUGUGCUGGCUUCAUGGAGGGAGGCAAAGGCACCUGCCAGUUCCCAAUUUCCAGUUCCACCCUCUAACUAGGUGUCCCCCAAUCAAUGCUACCAAGCUAGGAGGCUGAAGACAUGCUUCCUCCAAGACACGUGAGGCCAACCAUUGCAUCUUUUUGAAUGGCCGCUAACGCAAUGUUGUCGGACAGCAUAACAUGCUUGGAGGAGAACACAAACUAACAACUGUGUUACAUCAACUAAUAGACACCCAUGUUAGCUAGCAUCACACUGAGUAAUGGGGAAGGGGGGGGAUCACCUUAUGCACCCAGAGAGAGUGAAACCGAUUAUGUUUUCUUGGACAGAUUUUUUUUAAACACAUAUUUGAGACUAGCACACAAUUUAAACUGCUGAUUAGGCCGUUCUAGUUCCAGCUUUGAACCUCUGUUAUUAUAAAUGCUAACUGAGUUAUAAUCUAAAAAUGAAUUUUUACUUUCUUCCUCAAAAUCAGGUUUUGCCUCACAAACACGUCACUGUUUCACACAGUCUUCAGCCUUCUCCUGUGAGCUCAGGAAGAGGGUGGGAGUGCACAGUAUUGAUAUCACCCCGUAGCUUAUUUCUGAUUGGUGAAACUGGGGGUGUUACUAUUUACCCCAAUGCUUGAGGGAAUGUCUCACUUUCAGGCUUAAAACAUGCCAUUUGUUUUAUCGAAUCUACAAUACACUUUUGUGCAGGGAGAUCCAGAUUACUGCCAUGUAAAUUCCCAUUCAGUAAGAGUUCAGUAACAGUCUGAUAACAAUAACAAUGACCUUUUGUAAUAAGAAUAAAUCAAUAAUUAUGUACAGAAGUACAGUGUUUAAUCUGGAGGUGCUUCUCUGGCCUAGUUUGCAUUGAUUUCUUAGACAGAAUUUAAUUAAAUAAUAAAGGAAAAGGAAUAAAAAAUAUGGAUUAUACACAAAUGUUUUUAAACAAAGUGUACUUCCCCCAAUUUAGCACAAUAUCUGAUGUCAGAUGUUGGUUCCCAUAUGAGUAAUGUUCCUGGGGGUGUAAAUCUGAUAAGUCAGUAUUUUUGUAUUUUCUGACAAAUCUGUAUUUUUCCUUUAGAGGCGUCGUCCUUGACCACUGAGUAGAGACCAUUUAGAUGAGAACAUCUAAACCUUUGCCGAGUUUAGUGGUAAACGUAUUAUCAUAAUGUAUCAGAUUGGAUUUUUACAAGUAUUUUUGAUCUUCUAAGUAAUAAUAAAGUACACAUCCUCUACAGUGAACACACUUCUGCACGUUUUCAUUUUAAUAUGACUCUUUAUUUGCUGCGUUUAACAUAUUGGGGGAAAAAAACAUUGGGAAAAAGCAAAAAUGUUGCCAUAAGCUGCAAAAGAGUUUCAGCUCUAGAAGAAAAUACAGUUAAAUUUUUAUAAGAUUCAUUUCUGAAAGCCAAUCAAAACAGAUCAGCUCCCAGCCACAAAACACUUGACCCCUGAUGUGUUUAGAGACGUCCAGUCUAGUGGAGAACGUUACCAGAACACACAAGAAACAUCAAUUUCCCAAUUUACAACGGCAGUUAGCUGACUGGCUAACUAAUCCAAGCUAAACAGGUACUGUGUCCUUUCACUGUUUUCAUCUUUGUUGUUUUAGAGUAGCAGAUAUAGCAGCUCUUUAUUCAACUUAAAAUCAGCUACUGUAGUUUAAUGCAAGCAUCCAGUAGGAGCCAAUGGGUAGUAAGGCUGUUGUUAAAAAUUAUAUUAUUAAUUGAAUAAUCUACCAGUUAUUUUAAUCUAGUUAUCUGUUGUUUUAAAUGCUAAACCCAAAAUGGACUUGAUUUCACAGUAACAAACUACACAGAUCCCUUCAGGGGUUCUAAACUACUGUGUUAGAAACAGAUAAACUAGGAAGCCUUAUAUAAUCAUCUAACCUUGAACUGUAAAUGGUUUAAUGCAAACCUUGCUCCUUAUAGUUCAUCAUGUAAUAUCAUGUGCUUUUAUUUUGUUCGUACAGUUUAUUUCCUAUGAUAAAUCUCCAAGUCAGCUUGGUAAAUAUUUAAAUAUUUUUUAAGAUUCUUUGUGUUAACAUUCUUUAACAUAAAACAAGUCAGUAAUGUGCUGAAAAUUGCAAUAAAAACAGCUCAUUAAUGGGCAAUAUUAAUAAUAAACAUCUAUAAGAUCAUACCUCGGAAAAUCCUAUGGCUGAAUCUCAAAUGGCUGCUGUUUGAGAUUCGGCCUAAAACAGUUGGUGGCAGUGUUGCGUCACCUGACCCGAAUACUGCGCGUUGAUUGGCUGAACGGAUUUAUCAGGUUCUGCUCAAGAGCAGCGCUGCCAUUUACCCAUAGAUGUACAUCCCUAAAUACCGCGUUGUCUGUUGUUCUCUAUCUGAGGCGAGACGUCUGAGCGUCCGCCAUGUUGGAGCGGUCAAGAUCCGCUUGUGAACAAAUUCACUUGUAUUAAGAGACGAAGAGUCUCAGGAUUAAUUCAGCCACAAC